Molecule: messenger RNA, 3504 nt
Organism: Salarias fasciatus (jewelled blenny)
Lineage: Eukaryota; Metazoa; Chordata; Actinopteri; Blenniiformes; Blenniidae
Gene: parga
Product: poly (ADP-ribose) glycohydrolase a
Exons: 18
Coding region: 182-2485 (767 amino acids)
Biological process (GO): ATP generation from poly-ADP-D-ribose; regulation of DNA repair; carbohydrate metabolic process
Cellular component (GO): cytoplasm; nucleus
Molecular function (GO): poly(ADP-ribose) glycohydrolase activity
Source: RefSeq, a predicted model, not a curated record
UACCGCUGAGACGGACGAGUGAAAGUAAACAAGCGAUCGUUUUUGUAGCGCUGUGUUCUCUUGGGAGGGAUGGUUCGCGUAUAAAUUUGAUUAGCAAAUCGUUGUGGGAUGUGCUAACGAAAGACAGCGUGCCUGAAGAGCGACAUGUCGAUUUUGAUUCGUCUUGUAUGAGCUGUCAGAGAUGGACCAAGAGAUGGACUCCCAAAAAAGUGUGACGGCUGAAGUCAAGCCAGAGGAGGUGACAGACGAUAUUGCAAAAACAAGCCAAACCGAUGAAAAAGAAUUGUUUGAUUCGCAGUUAUCUGACACUACAAAGGACGGUGCGCCAACAGAGAGCACAUGCGAUGACGUAGCCUCUCAGACGUCAAUGGACUGCGGAUCUGCAAGUGAGCUGGAUGACUCUGUCCUCGUAUGUGACAGGGAUAAGCCAGCUCUGACACACUGUUCCAAUGGGCAGAAAUCUCAGAGGCCCAGCUCACCCAGUUCCCACCAUGUUAAAACCUUUUCUGUCGAUUCAACUCCAAAGUCUGUCUGUCUUAGUACCAAGAAGGUGACAAAUACACUGAGUGAGGUGGAGAUGCACAGCCCCGACAGUCCGGUUUGCAAAAACAUGAUCGUCAAUAACUGUGAGGACAAGGCUUGUGAUGGCAGUAAUCUUCCGGAUGACUCUGGCUCUGCCAAGGCUCCAGUGGAAUCCCGGCAAAGUUAUAAAGAAUCUGAUCCCGGAAGUUUGGCUGAAGACAAAGUCCAUCUGGAUGCCAUUGGAAGUAAAGAUGCUGAGAUGGCAGAAUGCAGCGGCUCAUCUAGUAUGAGCCAGGAUUUAUUGAACAGCCACUCAAGUGCAUUUCCUGAAAGCGUUUCAUGUGCAUUACAUAAUAUGGACAAAAAAUGGCUGGGAACACCCGUAGAUGAUCUGAACAGAGUACCGCUGUGUUCGCCUCAUCUUUCUCACCUUAAAGUAGCACCUAAUCACACGGUCACAGUCAGGACAGACCUCCUCAGGGAGGGAGAAAUCCCUAUCCCGUACCCCACCAAGUUCAGAGAUGCCUGGGAUGAUGUGUCAGUGAAAAUGCCCUGCUCUGAGAAGAAUCUGUUUCCGAUGGAGACUGAGGAUGGAGGUGGUAUCCAGAGUCGGUGGGAGCUCAUUCAAACAUCUCUGCAGGGAGGUUUCAAAAGUUCCCUGGAUGUGAGGGAUGCUAUAUUGAGGUAUAACAUAGCCCACGCAAAGAAAUGGGACUUCACUGCCCUCAAUCUUCUUUGCACAGAGUACCUUGAGCAUUGUGAGGCGCAACACCUGUUUGAGGUCAUACUACCUGCCAUGGUCGACCUGGCACUCAGCGCCCCUCGCCUCUGCACAAUGCCAAUCCCUCUCUUGAAGUCGAGGAUGAACCAUUCCCUGACUCUGUCUCAGGAGCAGAUCGCCUGUCUUCUGGCCAACGCCUUCUUCUGCACAUUCCCCCGACGCAACUCCCGCAAGUCGGAGUACGGCAAUUAUCCCGAGAUUAACUUCUACAGGUUGUUCGAAGGUACCUCAUUAAGAAAGGUAGAAAAAUUGAAAACCCUGCUGUGUUACUUCAGAAGAGUUACACAACACCGACCCAAAGGUCUCGUAACAUUCACCCGACAAGCACUGAACAAUCCUCCAGACUGGGAAAGCUCUCAGACUCUGCUGACACGGCUACAUAUCACUUGUGAAGGUAGAAUUGAGGACAACGGAUAUGGAAUGUUGCAGGUGGACUUUGCCAACAGGAUGGUUGGCGGCGGAGUUACCGGACACGGACUGGUUCAGGAAGAAAUCAGGUUCAUCAUCAACCCUGAACUCAUUGUCUCUCGCCUCUUCACCGAAGCUCUGGAGCACAAUGAAUGCCUUAUCAUCACAGGGACUGAACAGUACAGUGAAUAUACAGGCUAUGCGGAAUCUUACAAAUGGAAGUGCAGCUACAAAGACGAAACACCCAGGGAUGACUGGCAGAGAAGAUGCACUGAGAUUGUGGCCAUCGAUGCCCUCAAGUACCGGCAUUUUCUCGAGCAAUUUAUCCCCGAGAAGAUGACUCGAGAACUUAACAAGGCGUACUGCGGCUUCUAUCGGCACAACGCCAACGUCAAGGAGCUCUCUGCGGUGGCCACGGGCAACUGGGGCUGCGGCGCUUUCGGUGGAGACACGCGGCUCAAAGCACUGAUCCAGCUCAUGGCGGCCGCGGAGGCCGGCAGAGACGUGGCGUACUUCACCUUCGGCGAUGCUCAGCUCAUGAAGGAGGUCCACAAGAUGCACUCGUUCCUCACUGAGAGGAGAGUCCGCGUCGGUCACAUAUACAGCCUUCUGAACCAGUACUUUGACGUGGCCUGCAAAAACUGCCGCUCAACCCGACCCGACAUCAGUCUCUACAAUUUCAUCUACGAGAGAGUCUCCCCCGCCGCACCGGCCGGCGCUCCGAACACCGUCAAGGACUCCGAGGCGUCGCCCGCAAAGCCGGACCCUCAUUAACGGGGAGGGCAGCGGAAUCCGCCCUUCGUUCCUCCUUGCCUCUCUCCGGGUUUCAGAACCUUCAGCGUGCGCUCAGUCUCGUGCUUACAAUCACGUUCUCUCUCACACAGACACUUCCCUUUAAGUUUGUGAUCCCAGCACACAAACUACCAAAACACAGUUAUGCCUUUUCUCGCUGGUGGUAUUAUAGGAACCUCGUAGUGCGACGCCAGAUGUGGUGAAACAAUUCAGAGACUUAUAGCAAUAGUAAAUCCUGGUUGCUGUUUGGCCUUUCUUUAGUAUAAAUGUUUUUUUUUUUUAACUUACUAAUUAAAAACAUCGCCAAAUACUCAUAUGCAUGGUUGUAAACCAUUUUCACUACUGAUAAUCCAGGAAAUGAUAAUCCCGCCUGGUUAUCUCGUCUUCUAUUUUGUUUGCUUCUUUUUGAAUGAGUUGUCGUCUUGAUGCGGCGUUACGCCCAGGCUGAGGUGAGGCAGAGAGAAGCUGAGACGCCAUACUGUAGUCUAUGCAUGGAUCACAUUUAUUUAUCAGAUACUCACAUAUAUGCUGCUCUUUUAUAUCCUCUGCAAUGUUGGAGUCCAUCAUACAUUCUCCCACGAAGUCUUAUUUUAUUAGGAGUAACAUAUAGGAAAAAAAAAACAGAAAAGGUAUGAGAAUCAUCUCGGGUGACGCAGAUAGACUACGUUCUGGUUGAAGUAUGAAUAACUUUCAUUUUCAUAUAGUUUCAGUAUUAAGCACAGUAUCGCUACUGUAUUAACAAGUGACGGCGGAGAGGAUUAAAAAAUUGCACGAAUUGCAUUUUUGUUAAUGUUUUUAAUCAGCAUUUAUUUUUGGGAACGUGUUUAUGGCCUUUCAUUUAGUUUUUUUUUUUUUUUUUUUUUUUUUUUUCCUGAUUGAGAGUGUGGGUUGUAUUUAUUUGACGGGUUCCUAAAUAGAUCAGUUGAUGUAAAUGUAUUACAUAGUACUGUACGUUAGGUUUUGGGUUGUACUAUUUUUAUCAUAAUUUCUUAAUUAAAGUA